This is a messenger RNA of Musa acuminata subsp. malaccensis (wild Malaysian banana), 2569 nucleotides long. RefSeq names its product casein kinase 1-like protein HD16. Gene Ontology annotation, molecular function: protein serine/threonine kinase activity; ATP binding. Gene Ontology annotation, cellular component: nucleus; cytoplasm. The record is from RefSeq and is a predicted model, not a curated record. Gene Ontology annotation, biological process: signal transduction; peptidyl-serine phosphorylation; endocytosis. NCBI's taxonomy places the organism in Eukaryota, Viridiplantae, Streptophyta, Magnoliopsida, Zingiberales, Musaceae.
CUCUCUCUCUAUUUUCUUUCGCUCGCAGGCGCGUCGACGAAACCCUCGAUCGAUCCAACGAUCCGCCAAGGAGGAGUAGUCCGGUUCGAUCCUUCUCCUCUAGCUGUCUGAAGGGUUUCUGGGACAGAAUGGGUGGUAAUUUCGGGUGGGAUUGAGGGGAUAAUGGUCGGAUUGGGAGCGCGGAGGCGCGAUUGCAUGGGUGAAGAAUGCCAGAGCUGCGGAGCGGGGUGCGUCGACGGGGUCGUUCUCCACCAACGCCGGCACCGCCGGCGGUAGAUCGCCCCUUGCGGAACACGAGGGCGCGUGCCGCCGCCGCCGCCGCCAAGAAGCCGGAGCCUGCAGGGGUUGCGGCCGGGGGUAGCCGGCGGGUGAGGACCAGGGCCGCGGCUCCGCGGCCGGCCUCGGCAAAGGGGAGGCAGAGGGUGAGAUCGGCCAAGGGGAGGCAGAUUUUGGUCGAGGAGGAGGAGGAGGGGAGAGAGUCGGAUCGAUUGAAGGACGUGGUGUUGGUGGAGGAAGAGAAAAGAGGAAAGGGUCUUGUAAGUCAAGCGGAGGAAGCAAGAGGGAAGGAGAUGAUGGGUGAUGAAAGCGGCGGAUUGAGCGCUAAUAGGGCCGCGAGACAGGAGGAGGAGGGGAACACUAAUCCCUUUCCCGAAAAGGUCCAAGUUGGUGGUUCUCCUGUAUAUAAGGUUGAGAGGAAGCUGGGCAAGGGUGGGUUUGGUCAGGUGUUUGUUGGUCGACGAGUCUCUGGUGGCAUUGAUCGAGCAAUGGGUCCUGGUGCAUUGGAGGUUGCUAUCAAAUUCGAGCACAGGAACAGUAAAGGCUGUAAUUAUGGCCCUCCUUAUGAAUGGCAAGUUUACAGUGCUCUUGGUGGCAGUUAUGGAGUGCCUAGGGUACACUAUAAAGGUCGGCAAGGUGACUACUAUGUGAUGGUAAUGGACAUGCUAGGUCCCAGCCUUUGGGAUGCUUGGAAUUCUUCAGGUCAAACGAUGUCAUCAGAAAUGGUUGCUUGCAUUGCUGUUGAGUCGAUAUCAAUUCUUGAGAAGAUGCAUACAAAAGGAUAUGUCCAUGGAGAUGUAAAGCCAGAAAACUUCCUUCUUGGUCAGCCAGCAACACCUCAGGAAAAGAAGUUAUUUCUUGUUGAUCUCGGAUUAGCCACAAGAUGGAAAGAUGCUAGCAGUGGUCAUCAUGUUGAGUAUGACCAACGCCCAGAUGUGUUCAGAGGAACUGUUCGAUAUGCAAGUGUUCAUGCACAUCUAGGAAGAACUGCAAGCAGGAGAGAUGAUCUGGAAUCUCUUGCAUAUACACUAAUUUUUCUUCAUCGAGGCAGAUUACCAUGGCAAGGAUACCAGGGUGACAAUAAGUCAUUCUUAGUUUGCAAGAAAAAGAUGGCAACGUCCCCAGAGAUGCUAUGUUGCAUCUGUCCUCCACCAUUUAAGCAAUUUCUUGAGAUUGUGGUUAACAUGAAAUUUGAUGAGGAACCUAACUACUCUAAGCUUAUUUCUUUGUUUGAUGGGUUGAUUGGACCAAAUCCAGCAGUUAGGCCAAUCAACACUGAUGGUGCUCAAAAGGUUGGUCAAAAACGUGGCAGAUUGACUAUUGAUGAAGAAGACGAAAGCCAACAAAGGAAGAAGAUCCGUUUAGGAGUGCCUGCCACCCAGUGGAUUUCUGUAUAUAAUGCUAGGCUUCCAAUGAAACAAAGGUACCACUACAAUGUGGCGGAUGCACGGUUGGCACAACAUAUAGAGAGGGGAAAUGAAGAUGGUCUGCUUAUUAGUUGUGUUGCAUCAUGCUCCAAUUUGUGGGCCAUUAUUAUGGAUGCAGGAACUGGUUUUACAUCUCAAGUUUAUGAGUUAUCGCCAUUCUUCCUUCACAAGGAAUGGAUCAUGGAACAAUGGGAGAAAAACUACUAUAUCACCUCUCUUGCUGGUUCCAACAAUGGAAGUUCUCUUGUAGUAAUGUCAAAAGGCACCCAAUACACCCAGCAGUCAUACAAAGUAAGUGAAUCUUUCCCCUUCAAGUGGAUAAACAAGAAGUGGAAAGAAGGAUUUCAUGUCACAUCGAUGGCAACAGCCGGGAGUCGAUGGGGCAUUGUCAUGUCACGCAAUGCUGGUUUUAGUGAUCAGGUUGUUGAAUUGGACUUCCUGUAUCCAAGUGAGGGCAUCCACAGGCGUUGGGACAGUGGAUAUCGGAUUACAUCUAUGGGUGCCACUUGGGAUCAGGCUGCUCUUAUUCUUAGUGUGCCCAAGCGGAAGCCCGGUGAUGAGACUCAGGAGACCCUUCGGACAUCAGCAUUCCCGAGUGCCCAUGUCAAGGACAAAUGGGCAAAGAAUCUGUACCUGGCUUCGAUUUGCUAUGGGCGCACCGUAUCGUGAUACUUGAUUCAGCUAACCUACAUCCUAAAUGUCCGGGAGCAACAUUUUUCCCUGCCUUGUAGGCGAUGUUAUAAAUUUAGUUUGUACAUCAAUCAAAAUUGUUUGGAUCGUAGCAGUCUGUGUAGGCUGUUUCACUGUAUUUAUUUCCCUUUUUUUAAUUGUAAAUGUGUUUGCCUGGGCUCCCCCUUUCCCUUUCC